Messenger RNA from Paramormyrops kingsleyae, 3267 nucleotides. It is a transcript of the gene amh, whose product is annotated as anti-Mullerian hormone. The record is from RefSeq and is a predicted model, not a curated record. Gene Ontology annotation, biological process: gonad development. Lineage: Eukaryota; Metazoa; Chordata; Actinopteri; Osteoglossiformes; Mormyridae. Gene Ontology annotation, molecular function: growth factor activity.
CUUGUGUUUUGUAUUGUUUUUGCUCUGUUGCUUUUGAAAAAAUAGUGAGAUGUUAGUUAGUCAAGCCCAGCUGCGCAUAGUCCUGCGCAUCACAUGUCACCCCUAUGAGCAGCAGCCGAAGCAGCUGCCUUCGUCUGCUUAGACCUGUCUCCCCGGUGGAGGUAAUUGCUCACCUAUUUCACAAAAAGAAGCCCCUUCAGAAUGCGUCAUUAUUAAGGAAUGUGCUAGAAGCUUCUGUCGUCAUACUUGUUCAAAACCACAUAUGACGUGCUGUCGGGGAAUCAAACUGCAGUCAUACGUUAAGUGACGGUUCAUUAGCGCCCAGCUAACGAGUGGAGAAACCUUUUUUGUUUUUAUUUUUUCAAUGAAGGAUUAUUUCACGUUUAUUUCACGUCAUUCUGAUCUGGCACACAGGGUGCUGAGAAACUCUCCUGUCCAGCCUUAUCUCACCCUCUGCUUAUUAGAAACAGCCAUUUCUCCGCCCUGUUUGGAGAGCACUUGUUUGCACCUCUGUUUACACCACGGUGGCCCUUCUGUAAGGAAAACAGCAUAUGUUUCAUGUCUUCAAGGCCACAUAUUGUUGGGUAGUUCCACCUGCAGCCUGCCCCCGAUUUUGUGAAGAGAGCAGAUAUAAAACCCCUCUCCCUCGUGGACCUGCAUGACGCUGCUUGUGUACGUUGCCGUGGACUGGAGAGGCAGACAUGUGGCCGGGGAGCGUGCUCAGGGCCAUGCUGGUCGUGCGCUGUGUACUGGCUGGUCUUCCACCCAGGCACAUGGAGGCAGACCCAGGAAUGGAGCAGCACCCAGAGCUGCAGCAUUCGAAGCCAGUGAAUCAGUUCCGUGUAACAGGAGAAGCAGACGGAGGAGCAGAUGGAGGGAUGCAGAAGAGCAAGGGGGAUGUGGGGCGCGUGUGGGCUCAUCCGUCUCGCUCGCCGGAAGGGGACCUGGCUGUAGAUUCAGUGAGAACCUCAACGUCUGCCCCUGAACACCCGCCCCUAUCAACCAGCACUGAUCAGGCAGCCGUCCUCAAGGAGCUGAGGGUCGCGUUUCUCAAAGGCUUGGGAAGAAAGGCUGAUCUGGGAUCUGAGGACAGGGUCCGUCUGGGGCUGUGUGCCGACCCGCAGGAACAGAGCAGUGCACAGAUCUUACCUCUCGUUCUGUUAGCCAAAAAGUUAUCAACAGAGCAAGAGAGAUCCAGGUUACACAUUUUACGCCCUGCUAAAGAGCUGUGGGAAGCGGAGGGACCUGAACCUUACAGGAGCAGGCUGGUCCUUCACUUCCAGCUGCCUCCUUCCCUGCACUCCCAGCUCUGCGGAGUCUCACCGGUUCUCCUCCUCCAUCUGUGGGGCUCGGUCGAAGGGAAGGGCCUGCGUGUCUCUUUUACGGGACACUCUCUCCAGCCUUACCGACAGACAGCAUGCCUGUCGACAGGGACACAGUUUAUUUUCCUUACUGGAAGACUGACAGAGAGUGAUGCCCAGAGUCACCCACUGUGGCGGGUUACCAUGGAAACAACCCAGGCUGAUAAUGGCUCCCAGCUGCCCGAGCUGCCAGGAAUCCUUCUGGGGGGGGGACAAGGACUCAACAGAACUCUGAGUCCCCUGCUGCUUCUCUACGCAGACAGGGGGGGGAAUGACAUGCCAGACAAGCUGGAUGCUCCUGAGAUCAGGGAACCGCUGGAGACACGCCCCCCAGAACCGCUGGAGACACGCCCCCCAGAACCGCUGGAGACACGCCCCCCACCCGUCUCUGAAACAUUCCUUUUCCUCUGCGAGCUGCAGGCAUUCCUGGGAGAGGCCCUGUCCCACGCGCUGCUGUCGCCUGCCCCCGUUCGCGCUGCCCCCGUCUCCCUAAACACCCUGCGCUCCCUGCCCUCUAUGACCCUGGGAUCGUCCUCCAGCGAGCCCCUCCUCCUAGGCCUUCUCACCUCCUCCACCCCCACGCUCUUCUCAUUCCCUCCCCAAACAUCCCAGCUCAGGGGCCACCGGGUGGAGCUGCCCAUGCAGCCCCAUCUGCUGACGGUCCUCAAAGAGCGGCUGGUGCAGGCCGCGGCCCAGAUCCGUUCAGAUGAGGUGAGGGGGCCCAAUGUGACGAAGCAGCUUCAGAGGCUGCAGAAGCUGAGCCAGCUUCCGGGGGAGGAGGAAGAACCGCCUGAGGGUGUGGGUAACUCCAGAGAAAGACAGUAUCGUGCUGUGCUGCUCCUCAAGGCUCUCCAGACAGUCCUGGGAGCAUGGGAGGGUGCAAGGGGGGAACGGGCAGCUCGUGGGGGUGAAGAAGAACACGGGAGGGGGGCAAAGUGCCGACUGCACCCCCUCACGGUGCCGGUGCUGGCACCCCUACUGAGCCCACCCACCCUCACCAUCAACAAUUGCCAGGGAUCCUGCAGCAUGCCCAUAUUUAAAGGCACGAACCACGCCAUGCUGCUGAACAGCUUUGGCAGUAAACAGCCCCUGGAGCGCACCCCCUGCUGCGUGCCCGAGGAGUACGAGGACCUGCAGGUGGCCGAGCUGGACUCCAACGGCACCCUCAUCCACUUCAAGCCCAACAUGGUGGCCAAAGAGUGUGGCUGUCGCUGAGACCAGCAAUGGGUCCUCAGUCCAGGUACAAAUGCUCAGAUGCUUAGCUCAUGAACCCAAUCCGGUUUGGGAAACACUGCUGUAUACCAUCCCUACAGAGCAUACAGCAUGUUACAUUAUACUGUUACAUUAUACUGUUGCAUUAUACUGUUGCUCACACUGUGUGCAUGUAACACCAGGGUUGCCAACUCUCAGUCAUCCGGUGUGACAAGCUUUCAGACUCUCAUGCAAGAAAUCUUAUGGCAAAUCUAUAAUAUUCCAUUACAAAAGCUAAAAUUAGCGACAUCACAAGCAUUGGGGUAAUGUGCAAACCCUACAGACUAUUUACAAGGCAAUAAAACUAUUGCAUACAUGUAAAUUCACGUGCAUGUGUGUGCAGAUUGGUGUUGAACUGAAAUUCUCACUUCAACCAGCUGAACAGAGUUGGCAAACCUGUAACACUUUCUAGGCAUCUGCGCUUGUAACUAGUUCAUGGGUUAUUCAAAGGUGUUUGCUUUUGUUAGCUGGUUCAUGGUGUCAUACUGUGGAUUGACAGUUAUCAUCUGUAUUUUGAAACAAAAAAAAUUUCUUUGACUCUAUGAAGAAAGAAUGAAUGAAAACAAACAAACAAACAAAAAAGACUGUUUUUGUAUUUAUUGUCUUUGUAAACAUCUCAAUGGAACAAGUUUUUUUUAGAAAUACAAUGUAUUCA